This is a messenger RNA of Oncorhynchus tshawytscha (Chinook salmon), 2224 nucleotides long. RefSeq names its product butyrophilin subfamily 1 member A1-like. The record is from RefSeq and is a predicted model, not a curated record. NCBI's taxonomy places the organism in Eukaryota, Metazoa, Chordata, Actinopteri, Salmoniformes, Salmonidae. The transcript has 5 exons. Bases 382 to 1368 code for a protein of 328 amino acids.
GAAACUUCCGGUCUCGUUGCGGUAGCUUGCAUUACUCGACUGGCUACCUCCACGUUUUUGUUGGCGUCUUUCUACAGCGAAAGUUGUGUUGUAUAGCACACUGGAUUACUUAUACAACUAAUAUAAGGACAGGACAGGACAUGAGACGGGAGUAGAAAUUAACGUUGGCAUUGUUUAAUGCGUUCCACACGAAGAACAUUACAAGCGUUUCAACGUACAGGUGCAGUAGAUGGUAUAGAGUAUGAUACUAGAAUAUCAAUACACAACAAUAACAUUGGACAACAACUGCCGAUAAACAAAAACCAAAGGAGAACCAUCGAGCGACGGAUCAGAAUAUAUUUGUUAUAUUGAACCUUUAUUUAACUAGGCAAGUCAGCCAAUAUGAAGACUUCUUUGCCCUUCUGGUUGUGUACAACGUCAAUGUACAUCAUCGGAAUAUCAUCAACAUCUAGUGAUACAGUUGUUCAACCCAUUGUGGCCUUAGUUGGUGAUGACGUCAUCCUGCCUUGCACCCUGAGACACACCGUCAGUGCUGUGCAUCAGUCAGUAGAGUGGCAGAGACCGGACCUAAAACCAAAAGAGGUCCAUCUUUACAGAGAUGAGAAGGACGAUCUUGUGCUCCAGAAUCCAGUCUUCAGGGGAAGGACGUCACUGUUUAAAGAAGAACUAGAGAACGGCAACACUAGUUUAAAGUUGACCAGAGUGAAACUCUCUGAUGCUGGUAACUACACCUGUUACAUUCCACUGCUGAACCACCAGAAAACCAUCAUUCAACUCCUUGUUGGUGAGUCAACACACCUGCUGACCACCCAAACCCCCUUAAGAGACAGAUCUCAUGAAAUCAGGGGUGCUGUGUCCAGACCAGUUAUCAUCAUUGAGGGAAUGGAAGGCGAUGAGGUGGUCCUGCGGUGUGAGGCUGAAGGCUGCUACCCAGAGCCUGUCAUGGAGUGGUGUGACGCUCAGGGACGUGUCCUCCCUGCUGCUGGACCUACAGAGACGUCCAGAGACCGUGAAGGCUGCUACACUGUGACGAGCCAUGUCAUCGUCCCGAAGUCUGACAACAACACCUUCACCUGUCGCGUUCAACAGUUGGAGAUCAAACACAUGAAGGAGAGACUGGUUCAUGUUCCAGAUCAAAUGUUUCCUAAGACUUGUCAUUCCUGCUGGCUGACAGUUCUUGUCACAGUUCUUGUCACAGUUCUUGUUGAAGCUGUAGCUGUAGGUCUCUACCUGUUGAUGAAAAAAUGGAUAUUGACCUUCAGAAAGGAGGCGUGGACGUCAUUAAUGAAGAACAAGGAGACGACGAAGAAUGAGGAAGAUGAGGCCUGUGAAUCCCAGUCUGUCAUUGGUUUAGAUGAUGUGAAAUGAUCUAUGAUUAUAGUAUUAUGUGCCAUUUAACAGACAUGUUUGGAUGGUCCCAGGAAUCAAACCCACUAUCCUGGAGUUACAAGGACCUUAACUAUGACUACAUAGGAAUAUGCAUAUAUUUUUGAGUAAAUUUAGGAGACUCUCUUAUCCAGAGCAACUUACAGGAACAAUUAGGGUUAAGUGCCUUGCUCAAGGGUACAUUGGCAGACUUUUCAUCUUGUCAUCUCAGGGAUUUGAACCAGCGACAUUGGUUACUGGCCCCACGCUCUUAACCACUAGUCUACCUGCCACUCCAUAUAUGGCACUGUGUCAGAAGCAUUAGUUAUUUAUAUGAGACAUCUUUGGUGUAGUUUAUGUAGUCUGUAAUAGGUGCUGAUUUAUUUGACAGGGACAGUGCAUAUAGUGAAAGGACCAGCUAUUGCAUACAGAAGCAAUCAUUGCCUGGCUGAGUUGGUGAGAGACUUCUGUAUUGUCGGGGUCGCGGCAGAGGUCACACGUAGGGAGUUGCAGAAGGGACAGUCUUAUCAGGCUCUUCUCAGGUACUAAGAUUUGUCUCUGGGGUCAUAAUGACCUUUAACUGUGCCAGUAAUCUGGAGGCUGAGUUGGUGAGAGACUUCUGUGAUGCCGGGGUCGCGGCAGAGGUCACACGUAGGGAGUUGCAGGAGGGACAGUUGGUGAGGGUGUUUCUCAAUCUUGCUCCUGGAGACCUAAAGGUUCGUUUUGUUUUGGGAAUCAAUGGAAUGGUAUCAUACACACAUGGAAACCACAUGUUUGACUCCGUUCCAGUGAUUCCGUUCCAGCCAUUACAAUGAGCCUGUCCUCCUAUAUCUCCUCCCACCAGCGCCCACUGACUGGG